Molecule: messenger RNA, 3318 nt
Organism: Pleuronectes platessa (European plaice)
Lineage: Eukaryota; Metazoa; Chordata; Actinopteri; Pleuronectiformes; Pleuronectidae
Gene: slc4a3
Product: solute carrier family 4 member 3
Exons: 20
Coding region: 1-3318 (1105 amino acids)
Biological process (GO): bicarbonate transport; regulation of intracellular pH; transmembrane transport
Cellular component (GO): plasma membrane
Molecular function (GO): solute:inorganic anion antiporter activity; monoatomic anion transmembrane transporter activity
Source: RefSeq, a predicted model, not a curated record
AUGGCGACAGGAGGUCAUGCCCCUGAGAUAGAUGUGCUGAUCAGUCUACAACAGGUGAAAGUGGAGGAGGAAGAUGAGGAAGGAUCUCUGGAGGGAGAGGAGGAGGAGGAGGAGGAGGAGGACUGGGAGAAGGCUCUGUCUGUGGAGCGCUUUGGGGACAUUUUUGGUGACUCUGCUUCUCCCAUUGGAGACAAGAUGGGCCGACACUACACUGAGAAAGACUUUGAGAGAGGAGAGGAGGAGGUACCGGCCGUGGAGAUGACAGACAUCGAGGGAAAGGACAACCAGGGGCAGGAGAACGGUGAUAACCAGCUUGACGCAGACCACCAUGGACCAGUGGAUCUCCAGACCAGUGUGCAGAAGGGCACUCCGAAGCAGCACCCCACCCCGCGGCUCUCUCUUCACGGUCCUGAAUGUCCUCGUCCUCCUGCCUCGGUCUCUGACUCAUCACAUCUCCAUGUUGACCUUCUGCUCUCAGGCCACAGGUUUGAGGACAACCCCGGGGUGAGACGCCACCUGGUGAAGAAGUCGUCCCGAUGUCAGCUGACCCGGAGCAGCAUCAGCUCCACGCCGCUCUCCAGCCUGAAGAAGAGGAAGAGAGCUGCGGAGAAGAAGACACAUGAGGUGUUCGUGGAGCUCAACGAGCUGAUCGUGGAGAAGGAUCAUGAGAUGCGCUGGAAGGAGCGAGCUCGCUGGAUCAAGUUUGAAGAGGAUGUGGAGGAGGAGACCGACCGCUGGGGCAAGCCUCACGUGGCCUCGCUCUCCUUCCGCAGCCUGCUGGAGCUCCGUCGCACCAUCACGCACGGUGCCAUCCUUCUGGACCUGGAGCAGAACACUCUGCCUGGAAUCGCUCAUCUGGUGGUGGAGACGAUGAUCAUCUCUGAUCAGAUCAGAGCCGAGGACAGACCCAGCGUCCUGCGGGCGCUGCUGCUCAAACACAGCCAUCCGAGUGAUUUCAAACAUCGCUUCCACCGCCACCACUCCUCCAGCAGUCUGCACGGCAGCCUCAAUCACAACCACACCCACGAAACCAGUCUGCCACUGGUGAGCGAGGAGCACGAUGAGCACCAGGACAACAAGGGGCCGGUGUACGACCCCAAACAAGACGUGUUUGUCACCCUCUUUAAAUCUCUCCACCCUCUGCCUCCCGAGAGCCACCCGGCCGCGGCCAGAUCCAUGAAGCUGCUCGCCAAGAUUCCCAAAGACGCAGAAGCUGUCAUCGUCUUAGUCGGCUGUGCUGAGUUCCUGGAGCAGCCGGCCAUGGCCUUCGUCCGGCUGAACGAGGCCGUGCUCCUGGAGUCGGUGCUCGAGGUCCCCGUCCCAGUUCGCUUUUUAUUUGUCCUGCUUGGUCCCAGUCAGUCCAACAUGGACUACCACGAGAUCGGACGCUCCUUCUCCACUCUCAUGUCCGACAAGAACUUCCACGAGGUGGCGUACUUUGCUGACGACAGACAGGACCUCCUGAACGGGAUCAACGAGUUCUUGGACUGCAGCAUCGUCAUCCCGCCCUCGGACGUGGAGGGCAAGGACCUCCUGAAGACGGUGGCUGACUUCCAGAAGCAGAUGCUGCGCAAGAGGAAGGAGCGGGAGCUCAAGAAGCAGCACUCCUCCUUCGGGGUGGUGCCGGAGAACAACGAGGUGAGCCCGGAGGAGGAGGGCGAGGGCGACCAGGAGGUGGAUCCUCUGACCCGCUCUGGGAUCCCGUUCGGAGGCUUGAUCCACGACAUCCGGCGCCGCUACCCGCACUACGUCAGCGACCUGAAGGAUUCCCUGGACAUGCAGUGCGUCGCCGCCGUCAUCUUCAUCUACUUCGCCGCCCUGUCGCCCACCAUCACCUUCGGAGGCCUGCUGGGGGAGAAAACAGAGGGGCUGAUGGGAGUGACUGAGCUCAUCGUGUCCACUGCUACUCUCGGGGUGAUAUUCUCUCUGCUUGCUGGUCAGCCGCUCCUCAUCAUUGGCUUCUCCGGACCCUUGCUGGUGUUUGAAGAGGCCUACUACAAGUUCUGUCAAGCUCACGACUACGAGUACCUGACGGGUCGGGUGUGGAUCGGCUUCUGGCUCAUCGUCAUCGUGCUGGUGAUGGUGGCGGCGGAGGGCAGCUUCCUCGUCCGCUACAUCUCGCCCUUCACCCAGGAGAUCUUCGCCUUCCUCAUCUCCCUCAUCUUCAUCUAUGAGACCUUCUCCAAGCUCAUCAAGGUGUUUAAGGAACAUCCUCUGAUGGCCUUGUACACCAGUGAUUGGACCCCAGCUACUCUGCUGCAGGAAGAUGGCCCCGUCUUCAACCAGCCCAACACCGCCCUCCUCUCUCUGGUCCUCAUGCUCGGCACCUUCUUUGUUGCUUUCUUCCUCAGGAAGUUCAGAAACAGUCGAUUCUUAGGUGGCAAGGCCAGAAGAGUCAUCGGGGACUUUGGGAUCCCUAUUUCAAUUCUGGUCUCAGUGUUGUUGGACUACGCCAUUACUGACACAUACACACAGAAACUCAACGUGCCGUCGGGCUUCUCCGUCACGUCCCCUGAAAAGAGAGGCUGGUUCAUCAGCCCCUUCGGAGACAAGCAGCCUUUCCCAGCCUGGAUGAUGGCAGCGAGUAUCGUCCCAGCGCUCCUCGUCUUCAUCCUCAUCUUCAUGGAAACUCAGAUCACUUCCUUGAUCGUGAGUAAGAAGGAGCGUCAUCUGGUGAAAGGCUCCGGCUUCCACCUGGACCUGCUGCUCAUCGUGACCCUGGGGGCCUUCUGCCCCCUCUUCGGCCUGCCCUGGCUCACCGCGGCCACCGUCCGCUCCGUCACGCAUGUCAACGCCCUCACGGUCAUGAGCAAGGCCACGGCGCCUGGCGAGAAGCCCAUGAUCCAGGAGGUGAAAGAGCAGAGGCUGACCGGGCUUCUUGUGGCCGUGCUUGUCGGCAUGUCCAUCGUGAUGACAGACGUGCUGCGCCUCAUCCCCCUGGCCGUGCUCUUUGGUAUCUUCCUGUACAUGGGGGUCACCUCCCUGACGGGCAUCCAGCUGUAUGAGCGCAUCACCCUGAUGGUCACGCCCGCCAAGCACCACCCCGACCACAUCUACGUCACCAAGGUGAAGACCUGGCGGAUGAACAUGUUCACCAUCAUCCAGCUGGCGUGCAUCGUGGCCUUGUGGGUAGUGAAGUCCACCGAGGCCUCGCUGGCGUUCCCCUUCGUCCUCAUCAUGACGGUGCCGCUGCGCCGCCUCGUGCUCUCCAGGAUCUUUCAGGAGCGUGAGCUGCAGGCGCUGGACUGUGACGAAGAUUCUCCAAACUUCGACGAAGACGGACGGGACGAGUACAACGAGAUCCACAUGCUGGUGUAG